CAGAGCUGUACUUCCCCAGUGUGAGCCCGAGCGACGCAGGCGUUUACAUUUGUACCUGCAGAGACCAGAGGAGCACCAACCGAAGCCACGCUGAAAUCAUCGUCACUAGCGCUCCAUCCAAGCCCAUUGAAGUGACAGUGGAAGAGCCCAAGUCCCAGACAGUGAGGGUUGGCGUGACCAUCAGCUUCAUAUGUACCGCAAAGAGCAAGUCCCCCGCCUACACUCUGGUCUGGACUCGCCAAGGCAACGGCAAACUCCCGAACCGCGCCAUGGACUUCAACGGCAUCCUGACCAUCCACAACGUCCAGCCGGAGGACGCCGGGGUGUACGUGUGCACCGGCUCCAACAUGUUUGCCAUGGACGAGGGCAGGGCCAUCCUCUACGUGCCAGGUUCGUGAUCCCUGGCACCGCGCUCGCCUCUGCCCCUCCCCCCUGCCUCACACAGCUCCUCCCCCUCCUCCUGCACUGUAAAAAAUGAGAUCUGCAUGAGUUUAAAUGACUGGAAUUCAAAUUAUUUAUU
Molecule: messenger RNA, 520 nt
Organism: Boleophthalmus pectinirostris (great blue-spotted mudskipper)
Lineage: Eukaryota; Metazoa; Chordata; Actinopteri; Gobiiformes; Gobiidae
Product: basement membrane-specific heparan sulfate proteoglycan core protein-like
Exons: 3
Biological process (GO): homophilic cell-cell adhesion; axon guidance; dendrite self-avoidance
Cellular component (GO): axon; plasma membrane
Molecular function (GO): cell-cell adhesion mediator activity
Source: RefSeq, a predicted model, not a curated record